CUAGGCCUUCAGUGCAGUUUAUCAGAAGAUGGCCAUGGCUGUCAAGGGAGAAAACCUUGUGGUCACGAAGCUAAAGCUCGAGAGGAUGCUCAGCAUGAAAGGUGGCAAGGGGGAGACCAGCUAUCUGAAGAACUCACAAGCUCAAGCUCGCCAUGCACGAGCCAUGCUGCACUUCCUGGAAGCAACGCUGAGCGCGAUGAAGCUUCCCUUGCUGGAGGACGGCGGCACGUUUGCCGUCGCAGACCUGGGCUGCUCAUGCGGCACCAACACGCUCUUCCUCAUGGGCAUCAUCGUCGAGCACGUAUCGAAGAUGUACCAAUUGGAGUCCGAGGAGUCACCGAUAUUUGGUGUCGCACUGCAACAGGUGCCCGAGAGGGUGACCGAUAAGCGAUCGCCGGCAUACAACGGGGGGCGGGUCUUCGUCCAUGGCGCGUCCGCGGACACUGCCGCUGCCUACAAGCAGCAGUUCCAGGCGGAUCUCGCCAGCUUCCUGCGCGCCCGCGCCGUCGAGAUGAAGGUUGGCGGCGUAAUGUUCCUCGUUUGCCUCGGCCGGACAUCCAUCGACCCGGCCGACCAAGGCGGCGCAGGUUUCCUCUUCGGCGCCCACUUCCAAGACGCUUGGAACGACCUCGUCGAAGAGGGUCUACUGGAGAGCGAGAAGCGUGACAGCUUCAACAUCCCCGUGUACGCCGCCUGCCUCAGGGAGUUCAAGGAGGUGGUGGAGGCCGAGGGCUCGUUCUCCAUCAACAAGCUUCAGGUCGUCAAGGGAGGCAGCCCGCUGGUGGUCAACCACCCAGAGGACGCCAGUGAGGUCGGGCGAGCGCUCGCUAACAGCUGCCGGUCGGUGGCCGGCGUGCUCGUGGAGGCGCACAUCGGCGAACGUCUGAGCGAGGAGCUGUUCGGGAGGCUGGAGCUCCGGGCGGCACGCCAUGCGAGGGAGCUGAUGGAGCAGAUGCAGUUCUUCCACAUCGUCGCCUCGCUCUCUCCCUCGCUCCCAUCUCAUCCCGCGAGCUGACGCUUUCCUGAUGAGCCCGUUCAUGCGAUUCCUUCGAUUCAUGGAGUACGAGAUGACCGUAGAAGCAUUCAUGCUGUAAUCGGACAUGCUCAUCCAACUGAGCCUGUACAUUCCAAAAGACUGAAUAAGCUUAAAACAUGGGUUUGAGCAAA
This is a messenger RNA of Musa acuminata subsp. malaccensis (wild Malaysian banana), 1167 nucleotides long. The record is from RefSeq and is a predicted model, not a curated record. Lineage: Eukaryota; Viridiplantae; Streptophyta; Magnoliopsida; Zingiberales; Musaceae.